GCAUCAUGAAGGUCUCUAUGGCUGUGCUUACUGCCCUCCUGUGCACCAUGACCCUCUGCCACCAGGUCUUCUCUGCAUCAGUGGGUGCUGACACGCCAACAGCCUGCUGCUUCACCUAUGUGUCCAAGAAGAUUCCACGCCAGUUCAUAGCUGACUGUUAUGAGACCAGCAGCCAGUGCUCCCAGCCCGGGGUCAUCUUUAAAACCAAGAGAGGCCGGGAGGUCUGUGCAAAUCCAAGUGAGGCCUGGGUCCAAGAAUACAUGAAUGAUCUGGAGCUCAAUGCCUGAGUGGCCUAAAAGCAGCCAGGAACCCACAGACCUUCAAGAUGACCAAGGACCUACAUCUUGGAAACAACCUGUGACCGCAAUGGCUACCUCUCCUGUGGGAAAUUUUAACUUAAGUCAAUAUUUAUUUGUGAUAUUUAAUUUUUUAAUUUUAUUUUUAUUUUCAUACUGAGUUUGUGACCAGUUGUAUGAACGAUCUCAGGAUAUCUUCUUCACCACUGGUCUUCUUUCCCUUUUUCAUCAUGUUUGAUGACAGUUGAGCAUCUAUCACCAGCUAGUUUGAG
Octodon degus (degu) is the source of this 568-nucleotide messenger RNA. Its product is annotated as C-C motif chemokine 3-like. The record is from RefSeq and is a predicted model, not a curated record. Gene Ontology annotation, biological process: G protein-coupled receptor signaling pathway; positive regulation of GTPase activity; inflammatory response. Gene Ontology annotation, cellular component: extracellular region. Gene Ontology annotation, molecular function: CCR chemokine receptor binding; chemokine activity. Lineage: Eukaryota; Metazoa; Chordata; Mammalia; Rodentia; Octodontidae. The coding region runs from base 6 to 287 and encodes 93 amino acids. The transcript has 3 exons.